AUGGACUGUGGAAAUUCCGACGACGGUACCGGCGGUACAGAGGCCGCUGUAACUUCAAACUCAACAGAUCGCCGUGGUGACGGCUUCAGCCCCUCCGACCCCACAGAACAGCAGGGUCACAAGCAGACAGCCGCUGCCGAUUCCCAGCCAGCAGAGCCGAUGGAGUCAGCGCCGAGUGCCGCAGCAGCCACUAACAGCCACCAACAGCCGAUGGUAUUUCAUGGCGACUGGGCGGACGACUCCCCUACCGCUGCAGCAGCAGGCAGCCUCUCCCUGGGGCAGCCCACGCCGCUGCCGCCACAGACCACGCCAUUGUCCCCUGACCUCUGGUGGCGCAGCCGCGGUGGCCGUGAGCCAGCCGCGACGCCAUUCAUCAAGCUGCCACUCUUCCCCGCGCCUCCGGAAACCUCGUGCGCUCCAGCGCUGCGCUCACUUCAGCUCUACAAGUCAACGGCCACUAGGCUGGGCGCCGGCGGGAGCUUGGUGCCGGUGUUCGCCGGCCAGGCAGGCAGCGCCGUUGGUUGGGCGCGGCGUCCCAGGUGCGGCGGUCUCGUCUCGGCACAGCCGGGACACCUGCUGCCGCUGCCGCCGGUGGUGCCCGUUGCAAACCGGUUGUCCGCCGGCCGCACCUCGCUGGACAUAAACGGAGCCGCCACCACCGCCACCCCCACCACCACCCCGCCACCUGUCCUGUCCCCCGCACAGUCGCGCCGUGGAAUGCAGCCGCGGGAACAACCGCCGCCGCUAUUUCUCAUCCGCGCUGUCAGGGUGAGGCAGUUUGCAGAAGCUGGGAAGCCGUCGACCACCUGCCUGAAAAGCCGCCACAGCACCGGCGCGGGACGAGCAGCAGGGGAGCCGACAAAGAGGCGGGAGGCGGCGUUGCUAGGCGACGCGCGACCGCCGCCGCCGCAGCGGCAGGUAAUCAAUAGCGGCGCACCGCCGCUCAGCGCCGCGGCGGACGGGCGGCGCGGCGGGCGAGCUGUGCACGCCGGGAGGCCCACGUGGCGCGGCUGUGUGUACAGCGUGCAGGCUAGGCGUCGGGCCGGCGCGCCCCCUGGCCUGGGCGGAGUACGCUAUACGGCGCGUCCCGGACUCAUCCGCUAUUCAGCGCGCGCGCCUCGCGGCGGACAGGGCAAUGCUUUUAGCCCUCCGCCCUGCGUCACACAGGGCUGGCUGGGCGGCGGCGUGCGUGCGGUGUCGCCAGCACACGGCUGCCCCGGGGGACACGAGGCUCCGGCCGAAGAACAAGGGCUACGCCACGGAGCAGCUGCCCUCUUGGACGGCAGCCCACUCGAGGACCUCAGGAGGCCGCUGUUCCCGAGGACACUCGCCGUGCGGUGGCACCUCCACAUUCCUGGGCCCGUCAGCGGCGCACCUGCAUCCACACUUGGCACUCAGCUGCCGCCCGGGUGUAAACGACACGCCAGAGAGAAAAGUCGAAAUCACCUUGGGAAGAGUGGACAGGUUGGAAAGAGUGGACAGGUUGGAAAGAGUGGACAGGUUGGAAAGAGUGGACAGGUUGGAAAGAGUGGACAGGUUGGAAAGAGUGGACAGGUUGGAAAGAGUGGACAGGUUGGAAAGAGUGGACAGGUUGGAAAGAGUGGACAGGUUGGAAAGAGUGGACAGGUUGGAAAGAGUGGACAGGUUGGAAAGAGUGGACAGGUUGGAAAGAGUGGACAGGUUGGAAAGAGUGGACAGGUUGGAAAGAGUGGACAGGUUGGAAAGAGUGGACAGGUUGGAAAGAGUGGACAGGUUGGAAAGAGUGGACAGGUUGGAAAGAGUGGACAGGUUGGAAAGAGUGGACAGGUUGGAAAGAGUGGACAGGUUGGAAAGAGUGGACAGGUUGGAAAGAGUGGACAGGUUGGAAAGAGUGGACAGGUUGGAAAGAGUGGACAGGUUGGAAAGAGUGGACAGGUUGGAAAGAGUGGACAGGUUGGAAAGAGUGGACAGGUUGGAAAGAGUGGACAGGUUGGAAAGAGUGGACAGGUUGGAAAGAGUGGACAGGUUGGAAAGAGUGGACAGGUUGGAAAGAGUGGACAGGUUGGAAAGAGUGGACAGGUUGGAAAGAGUGGACAGGUUGGAAAGAGUGGACAGGUUGGAAAGAGUGGACAGGUUGGAAAGAGUGGACAGGUUGGAAAGAGUGGACAGGUUGGAAAGAGUGGACAGGUUGGAAAGAGUGGACAGGUUGGAAAGAGUGGACAGGUUGGAAAGAGUGGACAGGUUGGAAAGAGUGGACAGGUUGGAAAGAGUGGACAGGUUGGAAAGAGUGGACAGGUUGGAAAGAGUGGACAGGUUGGAAAGAGUGGACAGGUUGGAAAGAGUGGACAGGUUGGAAAGAGUGGACAGGUUGGAAAGAGUGGACAGGUUGGAAAGAGUGGACAGGUUGGAAAGAGUGGACAGGUUGGAAAGAGUGGACAGGUUGGAAAGAGUGGACAGGUUGGAAAGAGUGGACAGGUUGGAAAGAGUGGACAGGUUGGAAAGAGUGGACAGGUUGGAAAGAGUGGACAGGUUGGAAAUAGUGGACAGGUUGGAAAGAGUGGACAGGUUGGAAAGAGUGGACAGGUUGGAAAGAGUGGACAGGUUGGAAAGAGUGGACAGGUUGGAAAGAGUGGACAGGUUGGAAAGAGUGGACAGGUUGGAAAGAGUGGACAGGUUGGAAAGAGUGGACAGGCAGGCGGCGACUUUAGUAAUAAGGGCGCCUCCGGGAGCAGUCUACCCGUAGCGGCAGCGAGGCGUGGCGCUCACGCGACCCCGCCCGCCGCCAUUAGCGUAAUGACAGGAGAGGACAGGACAGGACAGGACAAGGGAGAGGGAGAGGCGCUGCAGGCCGUACCUGUUAACAGGUCGCCAGGUGAGACGCGCCACGUCACCAAACAGCCGGGUCUCGACCACCUCUCAGUCUGCCACAAGGCGGCGUUCCUAGCCUGUAGCUGCGGUGGGCUCAGGAAAUCUGAAUAA
Molecule: messenger RNA, 2958 nt
Organism: Schistocerca americana (American grasshopper)
Lineage: Eukaryota; Metazoa; Arthropoda; Insecta; Orthoptera; Acrididae
Product: collagen alpha-2(I) chain-like
Exons: 9
Coding region: 1-2958 (985 amino acids)
Source: RefSeq, a predicted model, not a curated record